GAAUGGGUAUAUUACGGCUAAAACAACAUCUAGAGCCUUACUUAGACACAGUAUCUCUACAAGAUCGAGUGCAUCCGAGUCCAGGCGUAGCCACUGCGCAAGCUGUGGUAAUAGACGGGCCUAGCCUUGUCUACCAUGUUUACCAUCGCCUGCUAUCGUGGUCAAACCCCGAUCUUCACUAUCCUGAUAUACAACCAACUUGCGAUGAAGUGAGCCAUGGGGUUAUGAUAUUCCUCCUCCAUUUGGCGUCGCUAGGCGUGACGAUAAAAAAACUAUGCUUCGACGGGGCUUUGCCUCCAUCAAAGCAGUUGACACGCCUUGCUCGCCUGGAGAAGACCAGAAAAAGACUCGAGGCUUUCCGAAUAAGCCAUUCGGCUUGUCUGAGUACAUCUUUUGCCCCGGAGACGAUGACAGCCAACCGGUGGGAAAAUGUCUUGCAAAGCAGGACCCUACCUGCCAGUCUUACACUGGUACCAGAAAACCAUUUUAUAGUCCCCGCGGUUUAUGAAGACCUACGAGAACGUUGGUCUAAGGAGAAUAUCCUUGAGGCCCUUCCGUUGGAUUCAUUUUUGCGUAUGACCGCAAACCGUCUGGCAAGUUUGCCAUGGGCUGAUGUUACCGUCAUGGUCCCAGGGGAGGCGGACGUUUACUGUGCCCAUUUAGCCAAGCGAAAUACCUGUUCGAUACUUACAAAUGAUUCUGACCUGCUCUUGUACGAUAUAGGCUCAACAGGAUCUGUUAUCCUUGUCAGUUCCAUGAGCUGGACGCGCACAGAUCCAGGCAACUCAAUUACGGCCCAGGGCAUUUGCCCGAAUACGGUCGCGCGCCGACUGGGAUUGGAAUCACUGUUGCCAUUGGCAUUUGAGCUACAAUCAAAUCCUAAGAUUGGAAUGGGAGAGCUUAUUCAGCGAUCGAAGAUCAUUGACAGGGUCCCUGAUCCUGUCCCAGGCUAUUCUCACUUUGCGAAGGAGUAUCAGACCUGUCCGAGCAUCCUUGUCGAUGAUAUAGGAAAACAAUAUCCCCAGUCACUCGAUACCAGGGUCUCAGAAAUGGUCUCUCAGUAUCUUUUCCCAGAGACGUAUUCACAGGAUGCUUUAUUGAAUAUGUAUCUCGUGAUGCUCAACGAGGAUCCGAAGCGGCAGUGUGCUUGGCUGCAAGGGCGUGUGAUUAGAGUCAUAGGCUAUUCUUUUUUCAACCUAACACAACCGAUAGGUAAAAGGCAUAAGUACAUUGUUGAGCACAUCAGGCGAGGUGGAAGAGUUACAUCCGACAUGAUUACCCUCGAGAACCAGUCUUGGUUAUCAGCAGAAAUUCAAUCCUUGCUCGACCACCUUAGUAUCGUCCAGGCAAAGACUGGUAUUGAGGUUGACUGCCCGGUCUUUUGGAGGACCUUUGCCCUCUAUACUAUAUUUGGACUGCAGACGACGCCCAAAAUUCCAAACCUCGAUCAGCUAAAGCAGCUUUUGGCCCAUGGGUCUAUGAGCAACAACCUGGACUGGGACGAUGUCCACAUUCUAGCCCAGAUUCAAUCCGUGCUGUAUUCGUUGAGGAUCCUUAAACAAUUGCUUGGUAUAUCAGAGAUCUCUGACCGACAAACGACACAAGCAGCUGCCUUUUUAGCCCGUCUACCACCGCUACAUGUAUUAAUGAGAUCAGCACAUGAGAUGAAGAGAGAUAAGUCGCACGUGGCCUCAACGGCCUCAGAAUAUGUUUGA
This is a messenger RNA of Aspergillus aculeatus ATCC 16872, 1715 nucleotides long. Its product is annotated as PIN and XPG domain-containing protein. Lineage: Eukaryota; Fungi; Ascomycota; Eurotiomycetes; Eurotiales; Aspergillaceae. The record is from RefSeq and is a predicted model, not a curated record. The transcript is spliced from 3 exons. The annotation marks the transcript as partial.